AGCUAUUACCAUGUGAUAUUAUUCCCACACCUACCUAAAAAAUCAUUUAAUUAAUCCGAAUCCACGUAAGAAGAUAAACAUACACAUAGAAAAACAAAAAGAUAGUUGUUUCAACUUUCAAAUAUGCACUGCAGAAACAUUUGUAAGUUGUAAGAGAACCAAAAAAACUUCAAGAAAACAAAAAAAAAAAAAAAGAUGAGGCUGGUUAACACAGCUUCUCUAAUCUUGUUUUCAUGGUUUCUAUUGGCUGAUCAAUAUGUUUCAACACAAAGAACAACCUACAUUGUCCACAUGGACAAAUCCUCCAUGCCGAAGGCUUUCGCCACCUGUCACCAUUGGUAUUCUUCCAUCUUGGAUUCCACUACUAAAUCGACCAAUCGCGUAAAAUCGUCGCCCAAGCAUGUUCACACCUACGACCACGCCUUUCAUGGAUUUAGUGCAUCAUUGUCCGAGGAGGAGCUACUGCUUUUAAAGAACUCGCCCGGUUUCCUCCGGGCCCACAUCGACGGGCCCGUCGAGCCCGACACCACCCACACGUACAAAUUCCUCUCUCUCAACACCGCAUCGGGGAUAUGGCCUGCAUCUCAAUACGGCAAGGACGUGAUCAUCGGUGUGGUUGACUCCGGUAUAUGGCCCGAAAGCCCGAGUUUCGGGGAGGAUGGCAUGACCGCAAUUCCCGCGAAAUGGAGGGGCACUUGUGAGGUGGGACAAGAUUUCAACUCGUCCAUGUGCAACAAAAAGUUAAUCGGAGCUAGGUUUUUCAAUCAGGGCGUUAUGGCGGCCAGUCCGGGUACUACGAUAAGUAUGAACUCGACGAGGGAUACUUUCGGCCACGGAACUCACGUGGCUUCGAUUGCGGCGGGAAAUUACGUGGAAGAUGUUUCAUACUUUGGAUACGCUCCAGGAACGGCGAGAGGGGUGGCCCCACGUGCCAGGCUGGCGGCGUACAAGGUCCUCUGGGACGAAGGGAGCUACGAAUCUGAUGCUCUUGCAGGAAUCGAUCAAGCAGUUGCUGACGGCGUUGAUGUUCUGUCGAUCUCUUUGAGUUACCGUACGAUUGAUUUAUACGAGAAUCCGAUUGCUAUUGCGGCCUUUGGUGCGAUGGAGAAGGGCAUCGUCGUCUCUGUUUCGGCGGGAAACCGCGGGCCCAAUUUUGGCACUGUUCUUGAGGGGAUCCCGUGGGCGGUGGUCGUGGCGUCGGGGACCGUUGACCGUUGGUUCGCCGGUACCUUGACCCUCGGUGACGGUCAAACAAUCACGGGGUGGACUAUGUUUCCGGCAAGAGCGACGGUGAGAAACUUGCCUCUCGUUUACAAUAAGACGUUAUCGGCUUGUAAUUCGACCGAGUUGCUAGCGGACGCUCCCUCCGCGAUCAUCAUAUGUGUGAAUUCUUUCGACUCUCCGGAAUUCUCCGAUCAAAUUGGCUAUGUAUCGACAUCGAACGCCCUUGCGGCUAUUUUUAUAUCCGAGGAAACCCGCAUACUGCGAUCCACUUCUUUCCCAUACCCUGGGGUUGUAAUCACACCAAAACAGGGGAAAGGUGUGAUCAAAUACGCCAAGAACUCUAGUGCUCAACCAACAGCCAGCAUCAAGUUCCAGCAGACAAUCCUAGGAACGGAACCCCGGCCCGCCCCAGCUGUCUCCGCCUCCUCAUCGCGGGGCCCGUCCCGAAGCUAUCCGGGCAUUUUGAAGCCCGACAUAAUGGCCCCGGGAGUGUUGAUCUUAGCAGCCUACAAUCCCGAUACCUCAGUAACAAAUAUCGGUUCGAACAUAGGCUUGUCUAGUGAUUACAACCUAGAGUCGGGCACAUCUAUGGCUUGUCCGCACAUCUCCGGAGUGGCUGCUCUCCUGAAAGCCGCGCACCCGGAGUGGGGCCCCGCGGCAAUUCGAUCGGCCAUGAUGACCACUGCAAGUACACUAGACAACACCGGGAAGCCCAUCAAAGACAUGGGCAACGAUUACAAAGGUGCUACGCCUCUGGAUAUGGGAGCGGGUCAAGUCGACCCGAACCGUGCGCUUGACCCGGGGCUUAUAUACGAUGCCACACCACAAGACUAUGUAAACCUCGUAUGUGCUUUGAAUUACACUCGUGAGCAAACACGGACUAUUAUAAGAUCGAACUACAACUGCUCGAACCCAUCCCUCGAUCUUAACUACCCGGCGUUUGUUGCGCUUUACGAUCCACUUGAAGAAGUAAGUACUAAAACUCGGAGAUUUCGAAGGACCGUUACAAAUGUAGGGGAUGGUGCGGCUACUUAUAAAGUGAGUGUGAAAAGACCGAAGGACUCGGUGAUUACGGUGUCACCGGAGAAAUUGGUGUUUCAAAAGAAGAAUCAAAAGCUUAGCUUCUCUUUGACUAUAAGCUACAAGACUUAUAGGGACUACGUCAUCAAUCAUGGAUCAAUCAUUUGGGCCGAAGAGAAAGGAAAGCACACUGUGAGGAGUCCCAUUGUGGUUACACCGGCGGAACCUUCGGGAUAAUUAUUUUUUGUGCAUUUACGACUCGACUAUUCGCCGGCCAACAAUUUUAUUCAUGAAAUCAGUUUUGUGGAUGUAAAUUCAAUAAAAUUUCUUCAUUUCUUGGUGUGA
Erythranthe guttata (spotted monkey flower) is the source of this 2589-nucleotide messenger RNA. Its product is annotated as subtilisin-like protease SBT3. The record is from RefSeq and is a predicted model, not a curated record. Gene Ontology annotation, biological process: proteolysis. NCBI's taxonomy places the organism in Eukaryota, Viridiplantae, Streptophyta, Magnoliopsida, Lamiales, Phrymaceae. Gene Ontology annotation, molecular function: serine-type endopeptidase activity.